Messenger RNA from Miniopterus natalensis, 1852 nucleotides. The record is from RefSeq and is a predicted model, not a curated record. NCBI's taxonomy places the organism in Eukaryota, Metazoa, Chordata, Mammalia, Chiroptera, Miniopteridae.
CCACGCCGCAGGCACACGGCACUUACUGGUAAACCUGUCGGGCCGACGGAGACGUUCCCAGAAGUUACUUACACUCCUCAUCUCACCCGGGCUGUUGACACCUCGCCCCGGCCCGCCCCGCGCAGAGGCGCAGCGAAACAGUUCCGUGGGUUUUACAGAGGAGCUCAGAUGACACAUUUACUCUUCGAUGUGAUCUAAUGAUAAAAUCAGAAGUUGGCUUGGGAAUAUCCAUGAAAAGAAAUGAAAGGAACUGGUUACUUUGCUUGAGAAGUACUAGAACAGUGGAGGGUUUUUCAGGAAUGUUUCAAUGCAUCCGACAUUCAGCGCUGUUAGGAUGCUCUCCCGGUGGCAGGAGAGUGGCUUCAGAGUGAUGGACUUAACUGGAAACAGUGACUGUUCCGUGGGCCUUUGGUUAUCUAGUAUAACAGCUCUUUGUUGAUAUUGUGGUUUAUCCUCAUAGAUUUAAUUAAGACACUGUUCAGUUGACCUUUGGUUUCCUAGUAUGAUGAUAAUAAUUUUUAUAACUUAUUGCCAGAAAACAGUUUUCCAAGAUAAAUUAUUCCCCCUUUUACCCACGUGCUGCUUUCCUGUGUUUCAGAUCGACGUGCAACUCUAUAUUUUGUCAUUUCUUUCGCCUCACGAUCUGUGUCAGUUGGGAAGUACAAGUCACUAUUGGAAUGAAACUGUACGAGAUCCGAUUCUGUGGAGGUAUUUUCUGCUGCGGGAUCUUCCUUCUUGGUCUUCUGUGGACUGGAAAUCUCUUCCAGAUCUAGACAUCUUAAAAAAGCCUGUAUCUCAAGUCACUGACGGUGCAUUUUUUGACUACAUGGCAGUCUAUAAAAUGUGCUGUCCACAUACAAGAAGAUCCUCGAAAUCUAGCCGUCCUAUGUAUGGAGCAGUGACCUCAUUUUUACACUCAUUGAUUAUUCAGAAUGAACCACGGUUUGCUAUGUUUGGACCAGGUUUAGAAGAACUGAAUACAUCGCUGGUGUUGAGCUUGAUGUCUUCUGAGGAACUUUGCCCAACAGCUGGUUUGCCUCACAGGCAAAUUGACGGUAUUGGAUCAGGAGUUAGUUUUCAGUUGAGCAACCAGCAUAAGUUCAACAUCCUGAUACUAUAUUCAACUACCAGAAAAGAAAGAGAUAGAGCAAGAGAAGAGCAUACAAGUGCAGUUAACAAGAUGUUCAGUCUCCAGAAUGAAGGGGAUGAUCACCAGGGAAGCCGAUACAGUGUAAUUCCACAGAUUCAGAAGGUGUGUGAAGUUGUUGAUGGGUUCAUCUAUGUUGCAAAUGCUGAAGCUCAGAAAAGACAUGAAUGGCAGGAUGAAUUUUCUCGUAUCAUGGCAAUGACAGAUCCAGCUUUUGGAUCUUCAGGAAGACCGAUGCUGGUUUUAUCUUGUAUUUCUCAAGCAAACGUGAAAAGAAUGCCCUGUUUUUAUUUGGCACAUGAGCUGCGUCUGAAUCAUCUAAACCACCCGUGGAUGGUCCAAGAUACUGAGGCUGAGACGCUGACGGGCUUUAUGAACGGCAUUCAGUGGAUUCUUGAAGAAGUGGAAUCCAAGCAUGCAAGAUGACCCCUCUUCCAGACCCUGGGAACUGAGACCAUAUGAAACUUGCAACUGAGGUCACAAUGUGAAUGUUUGCUCAGUCCGCUCACUUUGUCCUGCCCUUUUGCAGGUGGCCUUUAUACUGGACAGCUGUAGCUGCUGUGUGUUUAAUAUUACUUUUGCUUUUUACCUUAAAUCAAUUACAAGAAAAAGUUUCAGUGCAAGCACUUAACCCCAAAAUGAACCUUUGAAGAUUUUUUUGGUAAUUUUUGUAUUUUCUGUCUUUUUAAAAAUAUUAAAUUCUGG